Anopheles maculipalpis is the source of this 2709-nucleotide messenger RNA. RefSeq names its product vacuolar protein sorting-associated protein 53 homolog (gene Vps53). Gene Ontology annotation, cellular component: GARP complex. The coding region runs from base 10 to 2709 and encodes 899 amino acids. The record is from RefSeq and is a predicted model, not a curated record. The transcript has 4 exons. Gene Ontology annotation, biological process: retrograde transport, endosome to Golgi. NCBI's taxonomy places the organism in Eukaryota, Metazoa, Arthropoda, Insecta, Diptera, Culicidae.
CAUUCCACCAUGAACUUAGUGGAGGAUGAAAGCGAUCCAAAAAAGGAUCACAUCAACGAAAUCAUCCUUUCGGAAGAUGUGCAGCGUGCCAUCGAACAGGUGCUGCAAAGUUCCGAUCCACUCGAUCAGCCGGAUUUCAAUCCGACCGAUUACAUCAACCAGCUGUUUCCGAACGAACAGUCACUGUCCAACAUCGAUGAGGUGAUCGCCAAGAUGGAAUGCGACAUAAGCCUUAUCGACGACAAUAUCCGCAGUGUUGUACGGGGCCAAGUAAAUACGGGUGAAAACGGGCGGGUUGCGCUGAAGGAAGCGCAACAAUCCCUAACGCAGCUGUUUUCCCUCAUAACCGAUAUCAAAAGCCGUGCGGAAAAGACCGAAGAUAUGGUGAAGGAAAUAACACGCGACAUUAAGCAGCUCGAUUCGGCCAAAAACAAUCUUACCUAUGCCAUCACCACGCUGAACCAUCUGCACAUGCUGGUGGGAGGGGUGGAGAACUUGAAGCGGCUCUCGGAACGUCGACAGUACGGGGAGGUGCUUAAUCCACUGCAAGCCAUCAUUGAGGUCAACCAGCACUUUCAGCAGUACUCGGAGAUAUCGCAAAUACAAACACUGUCCGCUCAGGUGCAGCAGAUCCAGUCGGAACUGGCGACACAAAUUACGGAUGAUUUUAAGAAUUUCUUCUCACCGACGAGCCACAGCAAUGCGAAUCGGAUGACGCUAACGCAGCUGAAGGAUGCGUGCCAGGUUGCAUCGGUGCUGGACAAACCGGUGAAGAAAAACAUUCUUAAAUGGUUCAUCAGCCUUCAGCUCCAGGAGUACGUGCAACUGUUUCACGAAAAUCAAGACAUCGCUUGGCUGGAUAAGAUCGACAAGCGGUACGCCUGGGUGAAGCGUCAUUUGUUGGAUUUUGAGGAAAAGUUCGGUACCGUUUUUCCCUCCGAUUGGGAAGUGUCCGAACGCAUCACCGUUCAGUUUUGUACAGUGACGCGCGAAGAGCUGUCGAAAAUAAUUGCCCGUCGAAGAACGGAAGUUGACGUGAAGCUGUUACUGUUUGCCAUACAGAAAACGGCUAAUUUUGAACAAUUGCUUGACAAACGGUUCAACGGUACGACGCUCGUUGAGGCUACCAGCGAAGAAGUGCGGCAGGAGCGCGGAUCGUUCAACAAUCUUAUCGGUAGCUGCUUUAAACCGUAUCUGGACAUAUACACGGAUAGUAUCGAUCGGGAUUUGACCGCACUGAUCGAACAGUUCGCGCAACAAAAUCAACAGAUGGUUGUCCCUAAGGAAAUUAAUCCGGGAAUUAUACCAAACUGUGCUGAUUUGUUUGUAUUCUACAAAAAGUGCAUGGUGCAAUGUAUGCAGCUAAGCAAUGAAAAGCCCAUGUACGAUUUGGUGCUGCUGUUUAAGCGGUAUCUCCGCGAGUAUGCCAUCAAAGUGUUGGAAGCACGCAUACCUAAACCACAGCCACCGAACUCUACCACAUCGUCGAUUAGCUCCAGCAUGUCGCUGCUGACGAAAGACUUCCAAAAUCUGUCCACCGCAGCGGGACAAGUUAUUCAUAAUUUCCUGAAAGAAGGCGAAACGCCAAGAUUCUCAUCGGAGGAUAUGCGCAAGAUUUGCUACAUACUGGCCACUGCCGAGUACUGUCUCGAGACCGUCCAACAGCUGGAGGAUAAGCUGAAGGAAAAAAUCGACAAACAGUACAUCGCAAAGGUGGACCUAUCGGAUGAGAAAGACGUCUAUCAUCGAAUAAUUUCCAACUGUAUCCAGCUGCUCGUACACGAUCUAGAUGCGGCCUGCGAACAGUCGCUGCUACUGAUGACCAAAAUCGCCUGGCACAGCAUCAGCAAUGUGGGUGAUCAGAGCGGCUUCGUUAAUCAAAUCAUAACGAAUCUCAAACAAACCGUGCCGGUGAUACGCGACAACCUAGCAAACAGUCGCAAGUAUUACACGCAGUUCUGUCACAAGUUUGUAAACUCUUUCAUUCCAAAGUACAUUAACACACUGUACCGCCUUCGUCCGACCUCUUCCGGGUCUUCGUCCGCAUCUGGAUCGGCGGCACUGGUUGCAAGCGCUUCAAGCUCAAGUAUUUCCGAGGGAGCGAAUAGCGCAUCUACCGGUGGCAACAUUCUCGGCUGCGAACAGCUGCUGCUCGAUACGCACAGCCUUAAGACGGUCCUGAUGGAUCUGCCCUCGAUCGGUUCGCAGGUACAGCGGAAACCACCCGCUAGCUACACGAAGGUGGUGGUGAAGGGUAUGGCCAAGGCAGAAAUGAUAAUUAAAGUCGUGAUGCAACCCGUCCAUCCGGCAUCACUGUACAUCGAGCAGUAUUUGAAGCUGAUGCCGGAAAGUAAUGUGGUCGAGUUUCACAAGAUACUGGAGAUGAAGAAUGUGCGCAAAAUUGAGCAGCAACAGCUUGUUGAAGCAUACAAACGGGCUUGUCCGCAGCUUCAGCAUCAGCAAACAGGGACGACUUCCUCAACGUCCGGAGCCGGUGCGAGUGGUGGUGGCGAGAAUAGUGGAAACGCCCAGCAAACGAGCGAAUCCCUUUCCUGUGGAGGGAAUUCAACACAAUCCCAGCAGAUUGCUGCUGCCGCGGCCGCAAUUAGUGGGGCCGGAUCCAGUAUUAUGGCGUUGGGCGAUUCCCUGAUGGACAAGGGAAGAAUUAAAAAGAUAGAAAAUUUAAUCAAAAACCGGCUACCCAACUAA